AUGUGGACACAACAAAGUUCUUCGUCGGCAAGUACCACAAUGCCAACAGGUACAAAUAAUCGAACAGUUAUAAUUGAAAACAAAAAUAAAAAUCAUGACAAUGAUAUUCUAUUCAAACGAAAAAGAUCGAAUGAUGAAACGAACGAUAUUGCUCCAAAAGAAAUUCCAAUAUCACCAUUAAAAUUAAAACGUGUUUAUAACAACAAUGAUUUAAGAACAUUAAAUUUACAAUGUUAUGACACAAGUUUUAUCAAAAAUACUCAAUAUGAAAAGGAUAUGGAGAAUAAAGCUAUGGAUAAUUAUCAAUUUGUUAUUGUUCCUCAAAAUCAAGACGAUAAAAGUUCGACUAAUAUUCCGAAUAUGAUUCCAUUUUUCGAUUAUACUUCACCAUUAUUAUUAUCUAAUAAAAAUUAUAAAUCACAAUCAUCGUCGUCAACGAUAAUUGAGAACAAUAAAACAUCCGUACGAUUAGUAACCGAGGAAUCAACUCCAUGUGAUUCUUGUAAAAAACAAAUGAAUAAUAUUGAAUUAUUGAGAAAAUUUAAUUGUACAUUUGAGCAUACGUAUUGUUUAGGUUGUAUUAUUAAAAUGACAAAACAGUGUAUCGCAUCGACAACGCGUCCAAAAUGUCUCGUUGACUAUUGUAAUUAUCAAUUGACAAUCGAUGAUAUUAAUUAUUUACCAAUUGAAUUAUAUGAUAUUCAGUUACUACUUAAACUUUAUAAUUUUAAUGUAAAACAGGAACAAGAAGUUGAACAAGAUGUACGAUUAAAAUGUGAUAAAUGUAGUCUAUAUUAUGAUAGUAUUUUAUUUGAUAUACAUCUAAAUGAAUGUACUGGAAGAGGAAUGAUGAUUCCAUGUGAAGUAUGUUUUUGUCCUUAUGAAUUUAGCCAAUUUGGAACACAUACACUUCAAUGUACAAAUGAUGAUGAUAGUACACUCGUCAAUUUUCUGUAUAAUCAUAUUAAACAAAUUAAUAUUAAUAAAAUGCAAUUGAAAGCAUUUAUUAAAGAAAAACGGAGGAACAAAUCAACGAUUAAUGUCUAUGAAAUUAUUGAAUCAUUCGAUGUGGCGAUGCCUUUCACUUAUAAUACCUGUGAUGCUUGUACAAAAGUUCAUCAAACAUCUGAUAUACAUAUUGUUUAUUGUGUACAUAAUCAUCCAAUAUGUUUUGAAUGCUAUAGUAAACAUGUUGAUAAUCAAAUGUUGAAUAAUCAAAUCUUAACAUGUCAUAAAUGUGACUAUCAUUUACAAGAUAAUGAUUUGAAAGAAUUACGUGUUUCUGAUGAGAUGUUGGAAAAAUAUCAAACCUAUCAAAAUAAUAAAUCGAUUGAAGACAUUACAAAAAGAUUUAGUGAUCAAAAUGAUGAAGUACAAAGUUCAGUUAGACAACAAACAACAACAAUAAUACCGAUGAUUAAAUCCGAAACUACUACAGUUUCUGAUAAUGGUCCUCGUUGUGAAUGCAUAUUAUGUAGGAAAUUUCAUGCAUACGAGUCUAUUUUUGUUUAUGCAUGCAAUUGUAAAACAUGUUAUGGGUGUUUUUCUGAGUCAAUUCAAAAACAACGUCAAGCAAAUGAAAUUUUAUCAUGUCCAUCGUGUUUACAAGAAUUGAAUGAGGGUGAUUUAUCACAAUUAUUAUUAACAAAACAAGAAAUUGCACAAGUUCGUCUCUAUCAACAAGGAAAACUAUUUGAAUCUGAUAAAUCACAUAUUAAUCAACUACAAAAUGGUAAUGGAACUCAAAAUCAAAAUAAUGGACAAGUACAGGUUGACGAUGAAGCUAAUUUACAAUUAACAUUGAUAGGUCAAAAAAUACUACCCAAAUAUUGGGAUCGCUCAACAAUGGAAAAUUUUUCAAAAAUUAUAGUAUCAAAAGGAUCAACCGAAUAUUUAUUUGUACUUGGCAAAUUUCAGGAAACAAUGGUCGAGUUGUAUCAAAAUACUAUUGACGAUGAUGGUAGUGGUAGAGGAGUCGGAGGAGCGAUGAUAAACAAUGUUCAACCCACAUCUGUAAAUGCACCAAUGUUAACUAAUAAUGGUGGUAUUUUUGCAACGAAUGCUAAUGUAAUGAAUGUUAAUCCUCAACCGUUUUUCUUGAAUAAUACUACACCAAAUUUUAAUGUACAACCAACUGGAAUGGCUAUUAAUCCGUUCGGAUCACAAUUUGUAGCAAAUUUCAAGCCAAUCCCACGUCCACGUGGACGUAACAGAAUUAUGUCUAAUCAAAGACCACCAGUACCAGCUCAUGUAAAUAAUAUGGUGUUAAAUGGGCCUCAUCCAGCGAUGAUGAAUGUAAAUGGGCAUAAGAUGCCUUAUACACAAAUUUUACAAAUUGAAAGAAUUCAAAAUCAACGAUGGUUUAAACAGUAUUCCGCACAUCAGGAAGAAUUUUUACAACGGUUAGGAGCAACAACGGAAACUUGGCUGUUUCAUGGUUGUUCAGACCAAGCAGCAAAAAAUAUUCAACAAGAAUGUUUUAAUCGAUCUCAUGCCGGAGUGAAUGGUACAGCAUUUGGUGGUGGUGCAUAUUUUGCGAAAUGUGCAUCGUACAGUCAUAAUUUUGCUAAACCCGAUCGAACCAAUACUCGUCGAAUGUUUUUGGCUCGAGUAUUAACGGGAAAAAGUACUCCAGGCAAUGCGUCGAUGAGAGUGCCUCCUCCUGGAUUUGAUACAACAACCGAGUGA
Molecule: messenger RNA, 2688 nt
Organism: Didymodactylos carnosus
Lineage: Eukaryota; Metazoa; Rotifera; Eurotatoria; Philodinida; Philodinidae
Source: the annotation of a GenBank genome assembly